Molecule: messenger RNA, 1067 nt
Organism: Erigeron canadensis
Lineage: Eukaryota; Viridiplantae; Streptophyta; Magnoliopsida; Asterales; Asteraceae
Product: cell number regulator 6-like
Exons: 5
Coding region: 116-847 (243 amino acids)
Source: RefSeq, a predicted model, not a curated record
UAUUUUAGAACUUUAGUAGAAAUAGAAACCAUUAAUCAGAUUUCACAUUUUCUUAUACAAACAAAUCUCACCUGCAUUUGUCACAAACAGCAGCAGAAUUUGAGUCAAAGUUCAGAUGGCAGAUGGAGAUGAGCAACUGAGGUAUGUAAAGCUGAACAAAAAUCAUGGGCCUGUUGAAAUCAACCCAGGAGAGCUUAAUCAGCCCAUUCAAGUUCCUCAGUUGAAUGUCCGCACCUGCGAUGGAUGUGGACAGUCUUUGCCAGAGAGCUUUGAGCCUCCUGCUAUAGAGCCUUGGACCACUGGUAUAUUUGGCUGCACUGAAGAUAGACAGAGCUGCUAUACUGGACUUUUUUGUCCAUGUGUUCUUUUUGGGCGCAAUUAUGAAAGCGUGAGAGAUGACUAUGCUUCUGCCACCACUCCUUGUGUUCUUCAUGCAAUUUUCAUUGAAGGCGGUCUUGCCCUUGCCGCAACAAUGGCAGCAUUUCAUGGAAUUAUUGACCCAACUGUGUCAUAUUACAUCUGCGAGGGGUUGCUGUUCAGUUGGUGGAUGUGUGGCACAUACACAGGCUUCUUCCGAGAAAUGUUACAGAAGAAAUACCAUCUUGAGAACGCACCAUGUGAUCCAUGCAUGGUGCAUUGUUGCUUGCAUUGGUGUGCUUUAUGCCAAGAACACAGGGAAAUGAAAGGCCGUCUUUCUGAUAAUUUUGUGAUGCCAAUGACUCUGGUCAACGCCCCUCGUGUUCAGCAAAUGAACUCUGCUGAAGACGGUCAAGGGCCAUCUUCUGCAACAUCAUCCUCAGUGAAUGGCCAUGAACAUCAUACCACCUUAGAGAUGCAAGCGCUAUGAGAUCAUUAGCUGGCAAUGUAUUUUACAUCCAUGUAGUUGCUUCUGCACACAUUAUUGAAUCGGAUGCAUAUGCUGUUUUUAGCAUUUUUGUUUUAUAGGAUUGUAAAGGGGUGUUUGAAUGUGUAAUUAUUCCCCAAUCCAAGGUUAAGAUAUUACAAUAUCCGGAAUAACAGAUAAGUUAUUGCAGAAAACAGAUACGAUUAUUAUUUUUCUCUUUCAA